UCUCUCCGACGCUGCUAGAGGUCUUCAAGCCUCGGUUUGCGGCGCUUCUGCCUCAGCCCGCGCCGGCUGAGGGCUCGCGGCUCCGGCUGCGAAGCCCGGCGCGUGUUGGCAGGCUCGGGGCUAGCGCCGCUGAGGCAGGCUGGGCCGACGGGCGGUUAGCGCCCCGUUCCACGCGGGGAGGGGCGGCACGCCGAGAGCUGCACGGCCUCCUCACCCGACGCGGGCGGCCGUGGCGACGGCGGCCGGGUUCUCGGGUUCUCUUCCUCAGGCCGGAGCCAGUCGGUGUCCCGGCGGAGCGACGGGCAGCCGGGCUCCCUUGCCCCGGGCCCCCCCUGGCUGGGGCGGCUGGGGCAGGGGGACCAUGUCUGCUCGCGCUCCAGUGCCCGCCGCUCACCCUCGGGAGGAGCCUCCCGCGGCAGCAGCUGAGAGGGAGUCGCUGGCGGCCGCGGCGAGCCGGCAGGCCGAGCAGCUACCCCCGCUCGAACGGGAGGGCAAGGAGACGGCGAGGGAGGAGAGGGCCGCGACCGCCACCAGCGCGGGGGCGCGGGGUGAGCCGUCGCCGGCGCCGGUGCUGGGACACAGCGUGCCUCAGGCGGCCGUGCCUGUGAAGCCCCUGGCGCUGCACCUGGCGCACAAGGCGCGCGGGCCAGGGGGGCCCUUCGGCGGGGAGCCGCCGCGACCGCUGCCGCCGGCCGAGAACGCCCGGGAGGAGGAGGUUGCGGCGGCCAGCUCUGAGGAAAAGCUGCAGCCGCAGCCGCCGCCACCGCCGAAGGAGAAUCCCUGGACCAGAAAGCCUCCCCAGCACCUGUCCCCCGCCGGGACGGGGCCGCUGCCGUUGCCCCCACUGGAAACCUUGGAGGCAGAGCUCAGUUCCCCCAAAAUUAUAAAAGCAGGAAAACUCAAGACAAAGAAAUCCAAUAAGGCUAGUGAUUUCAGCGAUAUGGCAAAUUGGCCAACACCAAGUGAAUUAGUGAACACUGAAUGUCAGAGUGUCAUCAGUCAAGGAAAUAAGAAGCCACAAAAUAGAAAAGAAAGAGAAGACAAGGUUGAAAAGAGAAGUGUUAACAAUGAAAACAGAGAAAACCGGGAAACAAAAUUAGAUGGUCCUGGUGAAAAUGUCAGUGAGGAUGAGGCUCAGUUAAGUAAUCAAAGAAAAAGAGCUAAUAAGCACAGAUGGGUACCACUCCACUUAGAAGAUGUAAGACCAGAGAGUCAAGAAAGACCAGGGUCCCGGAAUAGCUCAAGAUGUCAACUUGAAGCAAAUAAAUCAUCACAUAACAAUAGGAGAAAUGACACAAGAAGUUGGAGGCGUGAAAGAGAAAAGAGAGAUGAUCAAGAUGAAGUUUCCAGUGUGAGAAGUGAGGGUGGUAAUAUCCGAGGCUCCUUUAGAGGCCGAGGAAGAGGCCGAGGACGAGGAAGAGGCCGGGGCAGAGGAAAUCCUCGAUUGAACUUUGAUUAUUCAUAUGGUUAUCAAGAACAUGGUGAAAGGACUGAUCAACCAUUUCAAACAGAACUUAAUACCAGUAUGAUGUAUUACUAUGAUGAUGGUACAGGCGUACAGGUGUAUCCUGUGGAAGAAGCAUUGCUUAAAGAGUAUAUUAAGCGCCAAAUUGAGUAUUACUUCAGUAUAGAAAAUUUGGAACGGGAUUUCUUUCUUAGGAGAAAGAUGGAUGAGCAAGGUUUCUUGCCUAUUUCCCUGAUUGCUGGUUUCCACCGUGUUCAGGCUCUCACCACAAACCUUAAUCUCAUUUUGGAGGCACUGAAAGAUAGCACAGAAGUGGAAAUCGUGGAUGAGAAAAUGAGAAAAAAGAUAGAACCAGAAAAAUGGCCGAUUCCGGGCCCUCCUCCACGGAGUGUGCCACAAACAGACUUCUCUCAACUGAUUGAUUGCCCAGAGUUUGUACCAGGGCAAGCCUUUGGUUCACAUACAGAGUCUGCCCCAAAUUCUCCAAGAAUUGGAAGUCCACUGACCCCAAAGAAAAACGCAGAAACAAGUAAUCUUCAAGGAAUGUCUAGAGGUUUAUCUACCAGUUUGCCCAACUUGGAUUCAGAACCUUGGAUAGAAGUAAAAAAGAGACAUCAUCCAUCCCCAGUGAAACUGAAGGAACCACCAUCUCUUCCUGAAGAGGCAUCAAAUCAACUCUAUCUUCCAGAUGAACAAGAACAAGAAGAACUUGAUUUUUUCUUUGAUGAAGAGAUGGAACAAAUAGAAGGUCAAAAAAACACAUUUACUGAUUGGUCUGAUAAUGAUUCGGAUUAUGAAAUUGAUGAUCAAGAUUUAAAUAAGAUUUUGAUUGUAACUCAGACACCUCCUUACAUGAGAAAACAUCCUGGAGGAGAUCGAACAGGCAACCACAUGUCUCAAGCAAAAAUUACAUCUGAACUUGCUAAAGUUAUCAACGAUGGUUUAUAUUAUUAUGAGCAGGAUCUGUGGAUGGAGGAAGAUGAAAACAAACACACAGCCAUAAAGGUGAAAGUAAUAAGAAGCCCUUUUCUCAUUAGAAGAAAUAAAAACUAAAGUUAUGGACUGGCUUAGUUUAUAUGCUGUUUACAUACGUGGCUAUAGUCACUCCAGCCGUGUGAGCAGGGCUUCAGAAAGUAGUUACUUUGGUUGCCCUUUGUGUGCUUCUCACCUUAGUUUGUGGUGAGUGUUCUGUGACAGUGGAACUCCUUGUUGACAAGUAGACAAGAUUACACUGACUGUCUUUCCUUGUUGAUCAUUACUUUGUUGCAGGACCCUUUGUUUGAAAGUUUGCUCCAGUUUUUCAUCUUGAAUUUCACCCAACCUCUUGGUACCUACCCCAGUUACUAAGAUAAAACAUGAGAGUCUAGAGUAGUCUACUGGUUGUCUGCAUUCCUUUUAUAUGACUUUUAGUGGUAUAGAUAGGGAUUUAAAAGGAUCUUUUUCUGCCAUUAAAUUGAUUAGAAAAUUCCCCAAAAUUAAAUAUUUGUUUUGAGGUUAGAAUAAUGAGGGAAAUUUGUAUAAUAUGCCAAACAGGAAAGAGAUUUUAGAAAUAGAGUUUUAGACAGAAAAGCCAGCCAACUCAUGGUUGGACAGAAGGGACUGGCUGUCUAUGAAGCUUCAUAUCAUCAAGAAGUGUGCUUUCCUUCUCAGUUCUUCUUCCUGCAAUUUCCAUCACUGCUUUUAUCCUCUGUCUCGCCACUGCCUUUUUGAAGAUCCUGCCUCAGGAUAUGGUAGCUUGUCAGUAACUUGGAACCUGAGCAGUUCUCACAGUCCUACUGCUAUGGGAAAGGAAGUAUGUUUUUAUAAAGUUUCUUGGUUGAAAUCUUAACUUGUAUAAGAAUUGUUACAUUAUUUGUGAUACUUAGGUUCUGUAAGUAACAUCUAACUUAAAUCCUUUUGGGAACAGAAAGAGAUAGAAAGUAAACUUACCACAGGUUAAGAUUGCCCUACCUCCAUCCCCUGCUGCUCUAACCCUGCUGUUCUGUGUAUCGCACUUUUGAUCAUGCGAAUGUCAGAUCUGUGAGGAUAGGGAUUUUUGUCCUGUUUUUUGGAUAGCCUUAUCUCCAGUUUUAGCACAGUCAUUACAGUUCCUGACGCAAAGUAGUACUCCAUUCAUAUUUGUUAAAAUGGAUAAUGAAUUAUGAAUUAAAUGUUAUGAACUCACCAGAAGACCCUAACCUCUGUGUAUAAUGUUGGUUUUAAGAGAAGAUAUUUUCAGAGGUCCAGAUAAUGAAAUUUCAAGUCAUCUUGGAACAUAUGCUCUUGGUAGGUGACUGUUUGCUUGAAAGUGUAGACAACAGUAAUUAAAUUCAAUUACCUCAUCUGUUGCCUUAGCCAAAAAAUAUUGGUCCAGGGAAAAAAGUCUUGGCUAUUUGGUUCUUAAGCAUUAUGGGUUUGUUCAUAAUUAUGUCUUACCUAAUCCCUAUUGUUUAACUUAUUCCUCUUUUCUCUAAUUCUGUGCUCAGCAUAUACUUUCUCAUUAGAAUUGUACUUCUUCUGUGGGUCUGUAUAGAGGGAGAGAAAUUAAUUAUUUAAUUAUUUAUUACUCCUACUGUGUGUAUGUGACACCAUGUUAGGUACUGGGCAUGAAAUGGGAAGAUAACAGUAGGAUCUCUACAUGCUAUUCUUACAUAUACUUGGGACAAUAGACAUUAAAAUAAACCACAGUAAGUACCUGAUCACAAAUUAAGGUGCUGUUGAAUUGGGCUAUAAGGGAAUGCCUGUGAGAAAGUCACAGUUAUAGUGAGAUAGAAAGUAUAAGUAAAAAUGAACCAUGCAAAUAACAGAUAAACCAUAUUCUAGGAAAGGGGAAUAACGAGUGUCAAGGAUAGGAGAUGGGAAAGAAUUUGGUAUAUUUGAGGAACUAGAAACAGUGUUUAUAGUAUUUAUACAAGAGAACAGUUAUAGAUGUAAAUAUAGGCAUGUAUCUGAUCAUAGAAGGUAACAUGUGGGCCUUUGGAAUUUAACUAGGUAAAUUGGAAUUUACCUAAAGUUCAAAUGGAGUACCUUGAAGAAUUUUAUACAGGCGACAGCAUGUGAUCUAAUUUUUAUUUUAGAAAUACCAUUUUGGUUACUAUGGCAGAGAAUGGAUUAGAUGGGGAUAAGAGUGGCAGAUGAAAUUCAGCUGGGAGUCUAUUAAAGUAGUCCAGAAGGUGUAUGUUGGUAAUUUAAGAUAAAUUGGUGGCAAAGGAAGUAUAGAAAUUAGACGACCCAGGUCUGAAUCUUGAGGAAGGACCAUUUAGGAGUUGUAUAGGAAACUGGUGUUGUGGAAGCUUCAUGAGAGAAUAAUCAGAUGUGCUGGAAGCUGGAAAGACUGAGUUUAGGUAUGAAUGAAAAGAAUGCCAAAUUGGUAGGGUUGUUUGGUGAUCAUUUCUGACUUUGUGAAGGGAGUUUUGCUGAAUCCAUAAGCUAUGUUGAAGUGUAUGUACCAAAAAGUAGGUAUAGGCUUUCUGUUUCUGACAUGUCCUUAUUGCUAAAGACAGUUAAAAUGGCCUGCUAAUAAAUGAGAAAAUAUGAACUUAAAAUCCUUGCAGAUCUGAAAGGUAAGUUAUCAGAAUAAAACCAUAGAGGAGUGGAGGAUUAAAACCAGUUUUGCCUGGGAGAGCAUUUUGAAAUUUGGAUAGUUUGCGAAGUUCAGCUUUGCAAAAGCCACCCAAAAUAUAGAGUAAAAGACAAACCUGUGGCCUAGUCAGAGUCAGGGGUUCUAACAGGAGUCCCUUCCCCUGUUCAAUUGGUACCUGAAAAACUAUACCCUAGUGAAAGGGAAUGUAACUGCUUUCUCAUCUGCUUCUCUCGAGGACUACAAAGCAUAUUUCCUUAGUUGUGCUGAGCAAGGUAUCACAUGUGAGAAUGAACAGAAGUAGCAGACAAUAAGCCCAUACCCUGAAAAAAAUUUAGGUAGUAGAAUUAUUAAGCAUAGUAUAGAGUAACUAUGCUUACUAUGUUUAAAGAAUAUCUGCAGGGAAGAAGAAAUUCUAAAGAAUAACCUUUGUAGAACUUCUGGAAGUAAAAGCAGUUAGACUGAAAUUAAAAACUCAGUUAAUUAAAGGGAUUAACAGCAGAUUAGAUACAAUUAAAGAAUCAGUGAACUGGAAGAUAAGUUACAAGAAAGUAUUCAGAAAUCAACAAAGAGGUAAAAUGUAUGAAAGAGGGAAUAGAAUGGUAUUCUAGAAAGUUGUUGGUAUUAUUUGGUAUAUUUCAAAUCUAGUUGUGUAAAUUAACAUUUAAUGGAUUUUAUUUUUUUAAAUUUUUCUUCAUUUAUUUUUAUUAGUUGGAGGCUAAUUACUUUAUGAUAUUGUAGUGGGUUUUGUCAUACAUUGACAUGAAUCAGCCAUGGAGUUACAUGGAUUUUAUUAUAAAUCUUUUUAUUUUUGAGAAAAGUAAAAAGCAAGUGGAAUAUAGAGUGAAAAACAUGGUCUAAGAUAGAUAUUUAUUCAGAGUUUCAGAAGGAAAGAGAGUAAAUGGGACAGAGUCAGUGUUUUAAUAGGUAAUACCUAGGACAUUUUCUGAAGUGCAGAGAAGUACCAGAGUAGAGUAGCCAGGGACAGAGUGGUUAUUUUAAAGAAGAGUGGCUGGACAGCUAACUGACAGCUAACUUCUCACCAGUAACAUUUGAAUGCAACAGAUCAUGGAAUGAUGAUGUUAAUAUAGCAAGGGAAAAUAACUACCAACACAUAAUUGUAUGCCUUGCAAAAAUAUCUUUCAAGUAAGAGAGUGCAAUAUAAGAGAAAUUGCAAACAGCAGAACCUCAUCAAAGAAAUUUCCAAAAUUGAAAUAAAAGUGAUUCCAGAUGCCAGAGGUACAGAAAGGAGUAUAGAACAAAGCAAGUGAUAAAUAUGUAAAUAAACCUAAAUAAAUAUUAACUGUAUAAUAACUGUGUCUUAUAGAUUAACAUUAAUACAAACUGAGAGAGAGUACUUAAAGAUACUUUUGUGUCUGAAAAUAAGAUAAUUGAUUAUUUUUCAGUUUUAAAAAUUAUUUUUCAGUUUGGAGGAUACCCAUUUAAAAAUAAAUGUCUUAAUAGGCUGUUGGUUAGAAUGUAAUAUGGUUCAACUAUUUUGGAAAGCAAUUUGGCAGUUCUCAAAAUGUUAAACAGAGUUGUUAUAUGACCCAGGAAUUCUACUCCUAGGUAUAUACAUGAGAAAAAUGAAAAUAUACGUCCACACAAAACUUGUACACAAAUCUUCAUUCCAGCAUUAUGAAAGUGAAAAGAAGUCAAAUAUUCUUUGUCUGAUGAAUGGAUAAAUAAAGGUGGUAUAGCCAUACAAUGGAACAUUAUUUGGCCAUAGAAAAAAGUGAAUUUACUGAUAAUGCUACAUGAAAACGUCAUGUUAAAUAACAGAAGCCGGUCACAAAGUAGUACAUAUUAUAUGAUUCUCUUCAUCUGAAACCCAAAACAGAGAGAAAUUAACUUGGUGGCUACCUAGGGUGGAUUUUAGGGUGGGUAAAGAAAAUAGUGACUGCUAAUGUAUCCUAGAGUAAACUCCGGGAGUUGGUGAUGGACAGGAAGAUCUGGCGUGCUGUGAUUCAUGGGGUUGCAAAGAGUCAGACACGACUGUGUGACUGAACUGAACUGAGUAGAUACUAGGUUUAUUUUUGGAGUGAUAAAAAUGUUGAAAUAUUGAUUGUUAUGGUGGUUGCAAAAUUGUACACUAAAAACAAUUAUACACUGGGAUAGAUUGUACCAUAUUUAGAUUUUAUCUUAAUAAAAAAAUUUUUAAACAAGUAAAUGGAAAGAUAUCCUGUGUAUAUGGAUUAGAAGUCAGUACUACCUAAAGUGAUCUGCAGAUUCAGUGUGAUCCCUGAAUGACAAUUUUUGCAGGAAUAGGAUAACAGAUAAUGAAAUUUAUAUAGAAUCUCACUGGGCCCUGAAGAAGCAAGGACAAUCUUUACAAAGAGGAAAUAAAGUUGGAAAUCUCAUGCUGUUGAUUUCAAAAUAUAUUUCAAAACUACAGUAAUCAAAACAGUGUGCUGCUGGCAUAAAGAUAGACAUAGACAAAUGGAAUUAUAGAGCCCAGAAACAAACCCUUGAGUUGACUGUAUGGUGUAAUGAUUUUGAACUUGAAUGCCAAGACCACUGAAUGGGGAAAGGACAACCUCUUCAACAAAUGGUGUUGGGGAAACUGAAUAUUCACGUGCGAAAGAAUGAAGAUGGACCCUUACUGUAUCACCAUAAUACCUAAAAAUUUUAAUAACAGAUUAAAGACUUCAACCUAAAACCCAAAGUCUGUAGAAGAAAACACAGGAGUGAAGCCUUGGGACAUUUGAUUUGACGGUGAUUUCUUGGCUGUAACACCAAAAGCACAUGUGAAAAAACAAAAAUGGACAAGUUGGAAUUCGUGAAAAUCAAAAACUUACGUGUAUUAACAGACACAAAACAGGAUGAAAGGACAGUCUGCAAAACAACAAAAUAUUUGCUUAUCAUAACUGAUAAGAUGUUAAUAUAUUGAAUGUAUAAAGAAACCCAACAACUCAACAAAAUAACUCAGUAAACAAAAUAACUCAGUUUAGAAAAUGUCAUAGGACUCAAAUGGAUGUUUUUCCAAAAAUAAUAUACAGAUGGCCAAUAAGCACAUGAAAAAGUAUACUCAGCAUCAUUAUUCAGCAAGGGAAAAACAAAGUCAAAUGAGUUAGCACCUCAAACUAAUUAGGAUGGCUACUUUCAAAAUAAAAGGCAAAACAAAAUUUGUUGGAGAGGGUGUGGAGAAAUUGAAACAUUGCAUUGGUGGUGGAAACAUAAAAUAGUAUAGUUCCUAUGGGAAACAGUAUGGCAGUUACAAAACUAAAGAGCUAAAUGGCUCACAAUGGCUAAAAAGUGAAAACAACCCAAAAUGUCCAUUAUCAGAUGAAUGGAUAAACAAAAUGAUGGUGUAUAUGUGCAAUGGGAUAUUAUUCAACUUUCAAAAGGAAGAAGGACAUCUGUCACAUGCUACUACAUCGAUAGUCAAGAUAUGCUAAAUGAAAUGAGUCACUGAGACAUACAGUAUGAUUCCAGUUAUAUGAAGUACUAAAGUACUGAAGUGCAUAGAAACAAGAGUAGAGUGGUGGUUAUGGGGUAAGGGGAUAUGGGGAGCUAUUAAAUGGAUAGAAUUUCAAUUUUGCUUAAUAAAAAAAGUUUGGUAUCUGUUCCACAACAUGGUGAAUAUACUUAACACUACAGAACUAUACACUUAAAGAUGGUUAAGAUGGUAAAUUUUGUUAUUUGCUUUUGUUUUUUACCCCAAUUACAGGUGAAAAUUAUAAAAGAAACCCAGCCACUUAUCAAAUACAUAAAAAGUAAAGAAAAAAACUUUUGUACACAUAUUAAUAGCAGACAGAAUAAGCUUACAAAGUAGACUUGAAGACAAAAAGAAUUACUAGUGCUAGAGAUAAAUAAUGAUUAAAAGUGAAGAAAUUCAUCAGAAAAGUGUAACUUAAAAUUUGAUGUAUUUAAUGCAGAAUAUUCAAAUAUGUGAAGCAAAAAGUUAAUAUAACAAAUCCAGUCAUGGUGACUUAAUUUAUCUCCUGAGUAAAUAAGGAAUGUUCAAGUAAUUUAAAAAGAAUAAUUUGAUAAACAACUCUGUACCUAGCAACUGCAGAGUAUAGCAAAUUUUUAAGCAUAAUACAUAAAACAUAAUAAUGCAUAAAACAUUAGAAUUAAAAUAAUUUAGUGUUUAAUAAUAGAAAUAAAACCCUUUUUGUUUUGGAACAAAACUGUAUUUUAUAAAUAACUCACCAAGGAAGAAAUCAUAGUGAAAAUUAGAAAAUCUAAGUGGAAUGUUAGCGAAAUUUCAAAGGAGCACCUAGAGAGAUAAGACUUAAAUGGAAAUAUUAGGUAAAAAUGCUUGAAAUCAAUAAACCAAUCACCAUUAUUAUCUUUGCUGUAUAAAAAUUUCCCCCCAAGUCUCAAAGCCUUAAAAUAAAAAUUUCUCACACUGCUUGAUAGUGGCUGCUGCAACUGUGUGUGUGUGUGUUUGGUUCUUUUUGAUUGGUAUUCAUUCUGAAAGAGGAGCCCUUAUACAGCAUUUGCUCAUUCAUUCAUAUAGCAGAUGGGGUGGACAGGAGGAUGAGCUAAAGUGUACUAUUGUGUUCAAAAUUGCUGCUUUUGUGUGUUUUAUGUAUCUUUACUCACAUUCCACUGGCUAAGGCAAAUCACAUGGCUAAGUGUAUGGGUUGGAGUUGUAUAUGCUCAAAUGAGAUGAAAGACAAUUACAUGAUCCUUUACUCUAGGAAAUUCGGGCUGUGAACAAUAAUAUUAAUAGAAUCUACUAUAGCUUUUAUAAAGCUAAAAGUUAGAAAUUUCUCAUGAAGUUACAAAAAUUAUCGAAAUAAACUUCCAUAAGUUCAGUUCAGUCACUCAGUCAUGUCCAUCUCUGUGACCCUAUGGACUGCAGCAUGCCAGGCCUCCCUGUCCAUCACCAACUCCCAGAGUUUCAUGUCCAUCAAGUCGGUGAUGCC
Molecule: messenger RNA, 9901 nt
Organism: Cervus elaphus (red deer)
Lineage: Eukaryota; Metazoa; Chordata; Mammalia; Artiodactyla; Cervidae
Gene: LARP1B
Product: La ribonucleoprotein 1B
Exons: 12
Coding region: 362-2518 (718 amino acids)
Biological process (GO): positive regulation of translation; mRNA stabilization
Cellular component (GO): cytosol; cytoplasmic stress granule
Molecular function (GO): RNA cap binding
Source: RefSeq, a predicted model, not a curated record